Messenger RNA from Rubroshorea leprosula, 1297 nucleotides. The record is from the annotation of a GenBank genome assembly. Lineage: Eukaryota; Viridiplantae; Streptophyta; Magnoliopsida; Malvales; Dipterocarpaceae.
CCACAACGGUCAAACUCUCUUUUCAAAUAAGGAAACAAACAUGGAGGUUGAGAGAGUACAAGCUUUAGCCUAUGGUGGCCUCGCUGAACUUCCUGCAGCGUUCAUCCGGCCAGCCCACGAGCGACCGGAAAAUACUAAACCGCUUGAAGGGGUGACCGUGCCAGUCAUCUCACUGUCACUGCCUCAUGAUGUCCUAGUGAAGCAGGUGUCAGAGGCGUGCAACGAGUGGGGGUUUUUCCUGAUGACGGAUCAUGGGAUAUCGCCUUCGUUGAUCAAAAGGCUGCAGGACGUGGGACAGGAUUUCUUUAAGCUGCCGCAGGAGGAAAAGGAGGCAUAUGCCAAUGACCCUUCAAGUGGCAAGUUUGAAGGGUAUGGCACCAAAAUGACCAAGAACCAUGACCAGAAAGUUGAGUGGGUUGACUACUUCUUUCACCUCAUGUCUCCUCCCUCCAAGGUCACAUAUGAUAUCUGGCCCAAAGCUCCUCCUUCUUACAGGGAAGUUACGGAGGAAUACAACAAGGAAAUACUGAGAGUAACAGAGAAGCUGUUGGAGCUGCUCUCCGAGGGGCUGGGGCUGGACAAGAAGGUUUUGAAGACUACAUUAGGAGGGGAAGAACUGGAAGUAGAAAUGAAGAUAAAUAUGUACCCACCAUGUCCACAGCCUCAUCUGGCCCUCGGAGUUGAACCUCACACGGACAUGUCUGCAGUCACCUUGCUUGUCCCUAAUGAUGUUCCAGGCCUUCAAGUGUCCAAAGACAGCGACUGGGUUGCGGUUGAUUACUUGCCAAAUGCGCUCUUUGUCCAUGUAGGAGAUCAAAUUGAGGUACUGAGCAAUGGCAAAUAUAAAAGUGUCAUUCACAGAAGUGUAGUGAACAAGGAGCGGACCCGCAUGUCAUGGGCAGUGUUUUGUGCACCUCCACAUGAGGCAGUGAUAGGACCACUCCCGCAGCUUGUGGACCAACGGAAUCCGGCCAAGUACUCCACCAAGACAUUUGCUGAGUAUAGAUAUCGCAAAUUCAAUAAGCUCCCACAGUGAUGUUUUAAGAAGUACCUUAACGUGUUGGAAUAAUGUUCACUUUGAGGAUGCCAUUAUGGGUGGAUUUUCAUCAAGUGUCUCAGCCUUCACUCUUUGUGACUCUCUCAUUAUGACUCUUCAUGAUAUUGUAUUACUCCUUUUUUCUUUUUUCUUUUUCUUUUUUUUUGUUUUUGUUUUUGUCAAUCAAAGUAAAAUUUUAUAUUAAUAAGAGUAUUAUUCCAAUGUUAAUGAUCUUCAUUGUAGUAAAAAUUGAUCAUUUGC